AUGAGUGCCUCGCGUGCUAUCGGAGGGUCCUCGAGGCUUCUCGGCAAUUUGGCACGCUCGCACAACUCGAGUCUCGCGCGACACUGGCUUGGCCGACGCUGCGCUUCCACUGCAGUUCUCCCGACCUUGUCCGCGAGCCUGCGGUCGCAGUCGAAACAAUGGCCGCUGGAUCGACGGUGGCAGCAACGGCGAGGUGCCGCCGGCGCCGCAGCUGCAAUGCUGGAAGAAGCCCAGGAUGACCCCGACGCCCUCUCUCAAGAAACCAUUAUUCACAACCUUUCGCCCGAGGAAGCGCACCGGUUAUCAAGAGUGCGGAACAUUGGUAUUGCGGCACAUAUUGACUCUGGCAAAACGACGGCGACGGAACGUGUCCUAUUCUACACGGGGCGGAUCAAGUCCAUCCACGAAGUUCGCGGCAAAGACGCCGUCGGCGCGAAAAUGGACUCGAUGGAACUGGAGAGAGAAAAGGGCAUCACCAUUCAAUCCGCAGCCACUUUCUGUGACUGGGUCAAAAAGGAGAAUGGCAAGGAAGAAAAAUAUCACAUCAACUUGAUCGACACGCCCGGACACAUUGACUUUACCAUCGAGGUGGAGCGUGCACUGCGGGUGCUGGACGGUGCCGUCAUGAUUCUGUGUGCGGUGUCCGGCGUCCAAAGUCAGACCAUCACCGUUGACCGGCAGAUGCGGAGAUACAACGUGCCCCGAAUCAGCUUCAUCAACAAAAUGGACAGAAUGGGCGCAAACCCGUGGAAAGCCGUCGACCAGAUCAACAAGAAGCUCAAAAUCGCCGCUGCGGCUGUUCAGGUGCCCAUUGGCGCCGAAGACGAGUUCCGCGGCGUCGUCGACUUGAUCACCAUGAAGACGAACUAUGCUGAGGGUGAACGUGGCGAGAUCAUUGUCACCAAGGAUGAAAUCCCGGCCGAGGUCCAACAGCUCGCAAAAGAGAAGAGGGCACAGCUGAUCGAAACACUUGCCGACGUCGAUGACGAGAUUGCCAACUUGUUUCUGGAUGAACAGGAGCCUACGACUGAACAGCUAAAGGCCGCCAUUCGGAGGGCUACCAUUUCGCUCAAGUUCACUCCGGUCUUUAUGGGAUCUGCCCUCGCCGACAAAUUUAUCCAACCGAUGCUCGACGGUGUCUGCGAUUAUCUUCCCAACCCCUCCGAGGUGUCCAACACCGCUCUCGACCGAAGACAGAAGGAGGCCCCCGUCAAGCUUGUCCCUUACAACUCGUUGCCUUUUGUCGGUCUGGCAUUCAAAUUGGAAGAAUCAAACUUUGGGCAACUCACGUAUAUCCGCGUGUAUCAGGGCAAAUUGCGAAAAGGCCUCAACGUGUUCAACGCCCGGACCGACAAGCGGGUCAAGAUUCCCCGUAUCGUCCGCAUGCACUCUAACGAGAUGGAAGAAGUCAACGAGAUCGGCGCCGGAGAGAUCUGUGCGGUGUUUGGAAUCGAAUGUGCAUCGGGUGACACGUUCACGGACGGACAAUUGGGGUACACCAUGACCAGCAUGUUCGUGCCCGAACCCGUCAUCUCCCUCAGCAUCAAGCCAAAGAACAACAAAGACUUGCCCAACUUCUCCAAAGCCAUUGCGCGGUUCCAGCGCGAGGAUCCGACCUUUAGAGUUCAUUUUGACACCGAAAGCGAACAGACGAUCAUCUCGGGCAUGGGCGAACUUCACUUGGAGGUCUACGUCGAGCGCAUGCGCCGAGAAUACAAGGUCGAGUGCGAGACCGGCCCCCCGCGCGUUGCUUACCGAGAGACCAUCACCAAACGCGUCGAGUUCAACCAUUUGCUCAAGAAACAGACUGGCGGAGCAGGUGAUUACGCACGUGUUGCAGGUUAUAUGGAGCCCAAGGGUAACCUCGAAGGCAACCACUUUGAAGAACAUAUUAUUGGUGGCGCCAUCUCGGAGAAAUUCUUGUUCGCUUGUGAAAAGGGUUUCCACCUGUCUUGCGAAAAAGGUCCUCUGGUCGGCCACAAAGUGCUCGGUGCGACCAUGGUCAUCAACGACGGUGCGACCCACAUGACCGAUUCGAGCGAAAUGGCCUUUAAAAACGCAACGCAGCAGGCCUUCCGCAAGGCGUUCAUGGACGCCGACCCAGUGGUGCUGGAGCCCAUGAUGAAGACGGUCGUGACAGCCCCGACCGAGUUUCAAGGCAACGUGGUCGGGCUGUUGCAGAAGCGGAAUGCGGUGAUCAACGACACCGAGGUCGGCGUGGACGAAUUCACCGUCUGGGCCGACACCAGUCUCAACGGCAUGUUUGGGUUCAGCGGCAACCUCCGUGCGGCGACACAGGGCAAGGGCGAGUUCAGCAUGGAGUUCAGCCACUACGAGCGUGCGCCGAUGCAGCUGCAGAAGGAGCUCCAGUCCGAGUUCCUCAAGGCCCAGGCGGAGAGGAACAAGAAAUGA
Messenger RNA from Fonsecaea nubica, 2412 nucleotides. RefSeq names its product elongation factor G, mitochondrial. Gene Ontology annotation, cellular component: mitochondrion. Gene Ontology annotation, biological process: mitochondrial translational elongation. Gene Ontology annotation, molecular function: GTPase activity; translation elongation factor activity; GTP binding. Bases 1 to 2412 code for a protein of 803 amino acids. Lineage: Eukaryota; Fungi; Ascomycota; Eurotiomycetes; Chaetothyriales; Herpotrichiellaceae. The transcript is spliced from 3 exons. The record is from RefSeq and is a predicted model, not a curated record.